CAUGGACAUUGACAUCCAAACAUCACUGUCUGGGGCUCCCGAAGAUUGCCUUUUAUUCAGAAUUUUGGAACAUUUUCAUCAAAUAAAAAAUUUAAAUCACUAUCUGGGUGUCAACAGAUGAAGCAGGGAGGGAUGACACACUAGAGUUCCAUAAGGCGAAAAACCUUAAGUGGCAGAAAAAGAAAAACAUUCCACCUGUGCCACAAUGGAAAGGCUCCCUCCCGGAGCCAUCUGGAGUAUCAGAACCAGUGGAUUACUUCCGCCACCUUUUCCACAGAGAAAUAAUGGAAGAAGUUGUCAGGCAAACUAAUCUCUAUGCAUUGCAGCGUGAUGUCACCAGACCCCUCAAUGUUACUGUUGCAGAAAUGGAGCAGUUCAUUGGAGUGUGCUUCCACAUGUCUAUCCAUGUCUUGCCAAAAACCAGGUUGUACUGGAACCCACAAACAAGGGUGGAGAUGGUUGCAAGCACCAUGAGUUUAAAUAGAUGGGAAAAUAUCAAGAGACAUCUCCACUUUGCUGACAACAACAACCAGGUACCAGGGGGCGAUAAGCUGUUCAAAGUGAGACCUCUCCUCAACUUCCUCAAUGACAGCUACAGGAGCAUACCCAUGGAUGAAAUGCUCUGUGUUGAUGAGCAGAUGGUGCCGUUCAAGGGGAAGAGCCAACUGAAGCAGUACAUACCUAUGAAGCCAAAGCGCUGGGGCUACAAGAUCAACAUGGCAUUGUGUACAACUUUGAUGUGUACACAGGGUCCAUUCAACCCUGUCAUGGAUUCCCUGACAUUGGUGCGAGCGGAAACAUUGUGCUGAAGUUGGCCUCAGUUAUCCCCACCAACAUUUCACACAAGUUGUUUUUUGACAACUGGUUCUGCAGUGUGGACCUGCAGAUACUCCUGGAGAAGGAAAAGAUCCAUAGUGUCGGAACUGUGAGACAGGGCCGUCUUGCAGGCUGCACAUUUAUGGAUGAUCGUGCCAUGAAAGCAAAAGGACGGGGAACACAUGAAGAGAAGAUGACCACUCACAAUGGUGUGAACCUCUGGGCUGUCAAAUGGUUUGACAACCGUCCUGUGACCCUCCUAAGCACAUUCGUAGCAGCAAACCCCACCACACAAGUCCUAAGAUGGGACAAAAAAAAAAAAGAGGUGGUCCGUGUCUCACGCCCUAAUGUAGUAGCAGUCUACAACAAGAGCAUGGGGGGAGUGGAUCUUUUGGAUUCUUUGAUCGCCCUCUAUCGCACCAAGAUCCGGUCCAAGAAAUGGUACCACCGCAUUGUAUUCCACAUGCUUGACAUGACCCUGGUAGAGGCGUGGCUGCUUCACAGAAGAGACUGCCAGUCCCAGAUGCCAGAGAUUGCCCAUCUCCCACUGUUGGACUUCAAAAUCCAAGUGGCCUCAUGCUUGUGCAUGGAGAACAAGGUGAGCAACAAGAGGAAGGGGAGACCUUCACAAGCUGUUGUUGUGGGGAAAAAUAAAAGAGGGCCGCAAAGCUUUGUCCCGCCAGAUCCUGUCCGCAGAGACCGCACCGACCACUGGCCCUUGCAUGCAUCUGAGAAGGGCAGAUGCAAAAUGCCAGGAUGCAAGGGCAUUGUGAGAAGCAAGUGCUCCAAGUGUGCAGUUUUCCUUUGCUUCACUGCAGAGAGGAACUGCUUUGUUGACUUUCACAAGGCAUGAAGAGAAUGAAAUGAAAUGAAACAGCAAGAAAUGACUGAAUGAAAUGAAAUGAAUGAAUGAUGUAUUUCAGUGAGACAGGUUCCAGGUUCCGGGUUAUUAUUACCAGACAUUUCAGAUAACUGUUGAAAUUAUAUAAUGUUAUUAAUGUAUAAAUGUUUGUUUAAACAUUUCACUAAGUAUGAGAUGGAUUUGUUGAGUCUUGUUUUAAAUAAAAUGAGUUUUUUGGUAAAUAAUGUUGAUUUUAUGGUACUUUCCACGAUUGCAUAUUGUUGCCAUAGGGCAACAAUUUACCAACGACCCCCCUUUAAACUUUUUUUAAGAUUUUUUUUUAAUAUAUCUGUUAUUUAGCUCAUUUUAAGUAAUAAAAACAUGCAAAACAUUUUUUACCAUGUCAGAGUAAUAUUUCAUGCAAUAGAGGGUUAAUCAACUUAAUUUUUAAUGCUCUUUAUUGAGCAAUGUGAAAACCAUAUGAAUAAUUAGACAGAUAUGAAUUACUACA
Messenger RNA from Dicentrarchus labrax (European seabass), 2168 nucleotides. Its product is annotated as piggyBac transposable element-derived protein 2-like. The transcript has 2 exons. Bases 959 to 1669 code for a protein of 236 amino acids. Lineage: Eukaryota; Metazoa; Chordata; Actinopteri; Moronidae. The record is from RefSeq and is a predicted model, not a curated record.